Messenger RNA from Coffea eugenioides, 1638 nucleotides. RefSeq names its product probable mitochondrial saccharopine dehydrogenase-like oxidoreductase At5g39410. The record is from RefSeq and is a predicted model, not a curated record. The transcript has 2 exons. Gene Ontology annotation, biological process: glycolipid biosynthetic process. Bases 131 to 1504 code for a protein of 457 amino acids. Lineage: Eukaryota; Viridiplantae; Streptophyta; Magnoliopsida; Gentianales; Rubiaceae. Gene Ontology annotation, cellular component: lipid droplet; plasma membrane; mitochondrion.
CCAAAACCAAAAGGCCAAAGCAGUAGUCGCCGUUUGGGUCUCCAAUCGGAAUUCCCGAAAUCUUACCACAUUUUGAUCAAAGGCCCCAUCUUCUCCACCAUUGGCAAGCGUAGAAUUGUUGCUGAAAAUAAUGCAGGACGAUCAAGUAAACCGGAAACCCAGAUACGACGUCGUUAUAUUCGGAGCCUCGGGUUUCACAGGCAAAUAUGUCAUCAGAGAAGCCCUCAAGUUCCUCCACACUCCAUCCUCCCCUUCCCCUCUCAAAACCCUUGCCUUAGCGGGUCGAUCCCACUCCAAGAUCGCCCAAUCCCUCAAAUGGGCUGCCCACCCAAACCCACCACCUCCCGACCUCCCCAUCCUCACCGCCGACACCUCCGACCCCCCUUCCCUCCGCCGCCUCGCUUCCCAAGCCAAGCUCAUCCUCAACUGCGUCGGCCCCUUUCGGCUCUACGGCGAGCCCGUGGUGGCUGCCUGCGUCGACUCCGGAUGUGAUUACUUGGAUAUUUGCGGUGAGCCGGAGUUUAUGGAGAGGAUGGAGGCUGGGUACCACGAGAAGGCGGCCGAGAAGGGUUCUUUGGUCAUUUCCGCUUGCGGGUUCGACUCGGUUCCGGCUGAGUUGGGACUGCUGUUCAAUUCCAGGCAGUGGGUCCCUCCUGCCGUGCCUAACCGGGUUGAGGCUUACUUGAGCCUGGAAUCUAGUAAAAGAGUUGUCGGAAAUAUUGGGACAUACGAAUCGGCGGUUCUCGGGGUGGCUAAUGCGGAUCAAUUGCAGGAACUGAGGCGGUCCAGACCCAAGAAACCGCGCCCUUUGAUUCCUGGCCCUCCACCUCCUAAAGGAUCCCUGGUUGAACACCAGAAGAAGUUUGACCUCUGGGCUGUGAAGCUACCAUCAGCCGAUUCCAUUGUUGUCCGCAGAACCUUGGUAAGUCUGACACAAAAUCCUCGCGGCAUUGCUGGCGUUCAUGAAGAUGCUGAACAAAUCGAAAGAAGGGAGACCUUCUGGUCAAGCGUAAAGCCCGCUCACUUUGGUGUUAAGAUGGGGACAAAGUCUCUGUUGGGCAUUUUUCGUGUCAUUGCAGUUGGAGUCUUCAUUGGGCUCUUCGGUAAGAAUUCAUUCGGGAGGCGGCUGCUCUUGAAAUUUCCCUCUUUUUUCAGCCUUGGGUGGUUUAAGAAGAAGGGUCCAACUGAAGAUGAAGUCAGCAGCGCUUCGUUCAAAAUGUGGUUCGUCGGGCAUGGAUACAGUGAUAGCAGUCUUGCAACCAGCGGAAACGCAAAACCUGAUCUGGAAAUAAUAACGAGAGUAAUUGGACCUGAGAUUGGAUAUUUGACAACUCCAAUUAUUCUGGUUCAAUGUGGUCUGAUCCUACUGCAUCAGCGUGAAAGUUUGCCGAAAGGCGGAGUUUUCACCCCUGGGAUUAUAUUUGGCCCAACUGAUCUUCAAGAAAGACUCCAGAAACAUGGAAUAUGCUUCGACGUUAUUUCAAAGAAUAGCCUUCCUGCCUAGGAAAGGAUACGUCUAAAACACCAACGCCCUUUCUUACAUAACUUAUCCAUUAUCCAUUGGCUGAGAGACAUUGCUCACUGCUAUAUGUAUUAUUGAAGUUUUUACUCCUCAAAAUAUUUUCUUUCUCGAACUCA